UGUGUCCAUUUCUUCUGAAACAUCGUUCCUCUCGGAUGCCUCCACUGUCCCCUUGGAUGAAAGUCCAUUUGAGACUCCAAGGAAAAAAUGUAGAACAGAUGACCAGUCUCACAAAGAAAUGGUCAAAAAUAUGGUCAAUGAAGUUCUUCAGAGAAAGCCUGGGGGCGAGAAGAUCAUACAGGAGUACCAUAAAACAAAGUCACUGACAGAUUUAACCAGGAGGCAGCUUGUGAAUACCUUAGUUGCUGACAUGGUGGAGGUGCAUGGACGGGUCCCUUCUCAGGCUGUACGACUGAAGUAUGCUCAAGGCAUUGUGGCCUUAUUCCCAUAUCUUGAGGACCCAAUGUCAAAGCAUGGUUAUGAGCACUUUUAUGAUCCAGCAUCAGGCUCUGGGUACAUCGCAUGGCGUCUUAAAACUGUACAACGAAGUCAAUCUGAUCGCUCAAGGUCUCGGGUAGCCGUGGAAGAAUACAGUGGUGGUCCAAAGGCUGCAAGGGACUGCACGGCAUCUACCUCACAACAACUAACCGAACAAGAGUGUGAAGAGGUGAUAUCUAUGAUGAAACAUUCAUCUGAUGAAGCCCUAGUCUUGGACAAAAUGAAGGCUACUUUUGAACACAGACAGAAACUUGUUCGUGAUCCCAACAAGUCCGUAGCUGUUCUGGACAUCUUCCCAAGAUUUCUUGACAUACCUGGCCUGAUUGAGCAGGAUUUCUUGAUGCUUUUUGGAGAGGAGACAUCUGGGAAGUUCUUGUCCAAAUGGCCCACGUUUUUCCAACCACACAUCACUGAAGAGGCCAAAGCGCUAGUGCCAACUCCCCAUGUCGAGGAGCUCCUUAGUUCUGCCCAAGGCAAUGACGGUGGAUGGGAUCGUGACAUCGCUUCACUGUGCUUGCUGCUGCAUCUUAUUCCUCCGACAUCGAAGGGACACAAAAAGUCUGCGAAAAUCAGUGCCCUCCAAGCAGAGGACUACUUGGUGAGGUAUCUGCAGGUUGGUGCAAGCAUCCAGAUCUUCUUGUCCAGUCUCGAACCUUCUCAGCCUUUCCUGCUCUGUGUCGGCGAACAAAAAAACAAGAUCCAGAAGACCUACGUCAUCGUGGAUGGCAAGGCAAUUCCAUGCAAAGCACACACAUCAGUCGCAGCAUUUGACGAGCUAUUUAAGACACACUUCAUUUUUGGAACAUCAUAUAGUGACGCACUUGAUGGUUUUUACACAUUCAUACAAACAGCUGUGUACAACAUUGAUGUCGGUAUGAUUAGAGAAAAGCCAAGAGUCAGGGAACUCAGGGCUAGGUUUCUUAACAUCAAGCAAUAAACUGCUGUUCAAUUA
Molecule: messenger RNA, 1330 nt
Organism: Clupea harengus (Atlantic herring)
Lineage: Eukaryota; Metazoa; Chordata; Actinopteri; Clupeiformes; Clupeidae
Exons: 7
Coding region: 119-1315 (398 amino acids)
Source: RefSeq, a predicted model, not a curated record